Messenger RNA from Xiphias gladius (swordfish), 3560 nucleotides. It is a transcript of the gene dnah9, whose product is annotated as dynein, axonemal, heavy chain 9. The transcript is spliced from 22 exons. The record is from RefSeq and is a predicted model, not a curated record. Bases 58 to 3408 code for a protein of 1116 amino acids. NCBI's taxonomy places the organism in Eukaryota, Metazoa, Chordata, Actinopteri, Istiophoriformes, Xiphiidae.
UUCAAGGUUUUUGACCAGUUUUUUCAGACACUCAGAGAAAGAGGAACAAAGAGAGAGAUGGAGGGUAAAGACGAGCGGUUGGAUCCUGUCCGGAGUUUCACCGUUAAAAGUUUGAGGCUGGAUGAGGCAAGAUGGCAGGAGUUUGUGUCGGAGGAGGGGAACCAGGUGAACUUCAACAGUUUCUUUAACGCUCAAGAUUACUGUCACCUGUUCAUCUGUCAGGACCCGGACUCCAGACUCUCUGUCAGCCUCGACUUCCCCCAGAACAUCCAAAGUAAAGUAAUCUGUGUCUCUAAAACGGCCCGUGAAGCCGUGACUAAGGAAAACUCCAGGAAAAUUUUAAUCUUUCAAGAAGUUCAGGGAGAAGAGGUCCUGAACUUCAUCAUCUGUGUCACUGAACAGGUGACCUGCCCGUUGCUUAGCAACCCGGAGAACAGCAGCAGGUGGGUGUCGGGUGUGAUCGACGAGGCCUUUAGGCUCAUGGAGCGACAGAAGAACGAAGCGCUGGUGAUGAAGGCUCAGAUAGAGGGACGCACCUUCCUGCCUCAUCCCGACGCUCUCCAUGACGAUGCUCUGUACGACGCCGCCAAAGGAGGGAAGGUAUCAGACAUGAAACUGCUCCACACCUGUGAUUGGACGAUCAUAGAGUGGGCGGAGCUUGUGUCUGAGUUCCUGCAGCAGGACUCGUCUCAGCCAGUUGUGGACGGACUGAAGCCGCUUCCUUCAGAGGAGUUCCACUUCUGGAAGAACCGACGACGGAACCUGCUCUUCAUCCAACAGCAGUUGAUGAGCAGCAGAGCUCAGCUGGUGGCGUUUAUUGUUGAGAGGGCAGAAAGUGUCUACUGGUCCACGCUGAGAGACAUGUACAGAGACGUCCAGGAAGGUGUGAAGGAGGCGGAGGAUGUGACCCUGAACCUGUCUCCUCUGCAGAAGAAGCUGGAGGAGGUGGAGCAGAUGGAGUACCAGCAGCUGGGGGAAAACAUGGCGUCUGUGCUGGAGGAGGUGCUUCUGGUGUGGAUCAGGUCUGAGUUCUACUGUAAACCCUGCAGGAUGGUGGUCCUGCUGCAGGAGAUCUGCAACCUCCUCAUACACCUGAGCAGGAAGUUCCUGCGAGGGGAGGAAGUGAUGCAUGGUCUGGUGUCAGACCCUGGUCUGGUCCUGGAUGAUGUCAGACUGGUGAUCUGGACUCUGCAAACUUUCAAAGAGACGUACAGUCAGAUCAGGGCUCAGCUGGAGGACCAGAGCCAGGACCGAGUCUCCCAGAGCUGGGACUUUCCCUCACACCUGGUCUUCAUCCACCUGGACAACUUCCUACACCGUCUGCAGGGCAUCCAAGAGGUAUUCUGUGUCAGUCUGCAGCUGUAUCAGCUGGAUCAAGUGGUUCUGUCCGGUGUCAAUGGCAGGAUGUGGACAGAUGUGGCUAAGAACAUGUAUCGGGACUUCCUGCGUCAUGUAACGGUCCUGUCUCACUGUAACUGUGACCCCACCGACUCCGACGACCAGAGCUUUGAACUGUACCUGGAUCAGUUCCAGGUUCAGGUGUCAGACCUGGAGAGACGUCUGGUGUCGGUGCUAAGCAGAGCCUUGGAGAACUGCAGCGUCUCUUCCUCUGCAGCAAAGCUGGUCAACAUGUUCGGGUUCAUCCUGGACCGGCGUCUGAUCCAGGAUCAACUGCGACCUUACCUGAUCCGGCUGGUGGAUAUGGUCCUGAUGGAGCUGGAUCACACUAAGCUGCUGUUCUACAGUCAGAGAGAGAAAUCGAAAACAUUCAGCAGGUUCACUCCGACUGCUGCAGCUGGCCUCUGCUGGACUCAGCAGCUCCGACUGAGAGCCGAAGACUCUCUGACGAACUACAGGACUGUUCAACACCUGUGUGUGGACUCAGGUCAGCUAGUUCUGCAGAGGUUCCAGCAGAUUGUGGACCCCCUGCAGGACUUCAGAGACAGACUGAAGUCAGAAUGGAGCUCUCAGCUGGACUCGGACUGUGGAUUUGUACUGGAACAACCCCUGAUCCAGUUCAACCAGCAAGGCAUGCUGGGAGUCAACAGCAGCCACAAGCUGGAGGCGGUGCUGAGGGAGCUCAGGUAUGUGAUCAGGGAGAGAGACAUGGAGCUCCGCCCCCACGCUGCUCAACUCUGCACCUGCAGAGAUGACGUCACGCAGAACUACCUCAGCCUGAGUCACAUGGUGGCUUGCUACAACCAGGUGGUGAGUGACGUCCUGCAGGUCGAGCUUCCUCUGAUCAAGGACCAGCUGCAGGACCUGAACCGGACUCUGUCAGAACUGCAGGGGAACACCUGGGGCUCUGAAGGUUUGCAGCAGCUGGUGAAGCAGCAGACAGACAAAGUGUUGAUGUUUCAUUCCUCAGUCACUGAGGCCAGGGCCAACACGGACGCCAUGACACACAUCAUCCAGGGCUGGGCGGAGCUUCACCUGCUGCAGCGCUCAGCUGAGUCACUGCUGGAUGGUGGAGCCACAGAACAGAGCUACAAGCGCAUCAGAGAGGAGGGACAGGAGCUGCUGAGGUUAACACAGGUGAACAGGAGUCUGUACAGAGCUACUGACUGCUCUGAGUCCUGGUUCAGGUAUCUGGACAACAUUGAUGACAAAGUCCAAGAUGGACUGUUCCAGCUGCUGCUCAGAUCACUACACUUCCUGUCUGACAACAUGAACCCACAGAGCUGCAGUGCUGCGUUGUUGGCAGUCUCUCUGCAGCUGAAGGAAACAGGAAGUGUGUUUGAGCCGUCGGUGGGCAGCGGCCUCUCUGACCUCCUGACGACCAUCAUCAGUGAUGUUUACACAGCAGCCAGUCUGCCGCCCAGGAUCUCUGUGCGUCGUCAAGGCAACUACCAGAUGUCUCUGCAGCAGAGUCCGGAGCUCUUGGCGUUGGAACAGGCAGUGAUGCAGCGUCUGCUGCGGGUGAGGGAGGAGGCGGAGCAUCUGAGGGCUGGGUUGGACAAGUACUCUCACCUGUGGCAAAGUGACAGACGGGGGGUGAUGCAGGAGUUCUUGACCUACAGCAGACCGCUGGGACCUGAGGAGCUGGAGGCUGAAGAGACCCCGCCCACCCUGAAGGACUUCCAGAGAGAGAUCGAGUCACUCCACAGACUGAGCGGAGAGGUGACUCACCUGGAAGAGGUCAAGGUGCUGCACGGCUGGCUGCAGGUUGACCUGCGACCCUUCAGAGACUCGAUGCUGUCAAUCAUCCACGACUGGAAAAACAUGUACACAGAGCACCUGCUGGACUCAGUCAGUGACAGUCUGCAGCAGGUGACUCAGUGUGGUGGUGGUGGUGAUGAUGAAGAGUCUUCAUCUUCCUCAAGUUUCCCUCCGACAGAAACCAUCAUCCUGCUGGAAACUGCAGGUGUCAAGCUGCCUGAACACCUGUCAGCACAGCUACAGUGUUGAUGAAUGAAGAUGAAACUGUCACCUGAGAGAGAAGAGGCUGAAGAUGUCACCUGGAAAAUAACAUUCGUCAGUCUCAGUGGUUUAAAGUGUUCAGAUUAUACAGAGAGAAAACGUGUUCUGUUCAAAUGUGGUGAUUAAACGUUUAUUAGUGA